This is a messenger RNA of Dreissena polymorpha, 7348 nucleotides long. Its product is annotated as neurogenic locus notch homolog protein 1-like. NCBI's taxonomy places the organism in Eukaryota, Metazoa, Mollusca, Bivalvia, Myida, Dreissenidae. The transcript is spliced from 10 exons. Gene Ontology annotation, biological process: axon guidance. The coding region runs from base 45 to 1154 and encodes 369 amino acids. The record is from RefSeq and is a predicted model, not a curated record. Gene Ontology annotation, molecular function: calcium ion binding.
ACAAUAACAAACUCGAAUCCAUAGACGACGGUGUAUUUGAAGGAAUGCCGGAUCUAGAAACCCUUACGCUACAAUACAAUCCGCUCAUCUGCGAUUGCCAGCUGCGAUGGCUUAUUGAGACAGUACAGGACAGCCAGUCCAAGCUCAAAGUGCGAGACGCCGUGUGUGAGGUGCCCGCACACCUGCGGGGACGUAACCUAGUGAACGUUACCCAAGCGGAUCUUAACUGCAGCACGCAGGCAAACGAUUUCAACGAAUGCGCGCCCGACCCGUGUAAAAACGGUGCCACGUGCACCAAUCAUCGGUAUGCGUACUCAUGCACGUGUGUAACUGGUUGGAAGGGAAAUAACUGUGACCAAGAUAUCAACGAAUGCGACCCUAAUCCGUGUAAGAACGGCGCAACGUGCAAAAAUCUUCAGAACGCCUACUCUUGUGUAUGCUCACCGGGCUGGCAAGGCAACAACUGUGAUCAGGAUAUCAACGAAUGCGACCCAGCUCCGUGUAAGAACGACGCAACGUGCAAUAAUCUUCAGAACGCCUACUCUUGUGUAUGCUCACCGGGCUGGCAAGGCAACAACUGUGAUCGGGGGGCGUCAACAUCUCAAGCCCCGGAAUCAAAAUCAACCCCCUCAUCGACUACGGAAUCGUCGACAUUUGUGUACAUCGGCAUUGGGCUCGGCGUCUUGGUGUCUGUUGUUAUUGUAGCAGUUAUCAUAGCAAAGAAGCGAAGGAGUCGUAAUAUCCCCAGCUAUCCGAUGACAGACCCCCACCACAUGACGCAAUGCGUUCCCUCUCAGGGGGGAGACUAUCAACCACUGGCUGCUCGUGGUCAAAUUGGAAGCGAGUAUGAUCGCAUAGCAGACCGUGGCGUGCUUCCAAGAGAGUAUGAUGACAUAGAGAUCACAGAGACGAGCCUUCAGUCUGACGUCCCACAACACAGGGCAACACUAGCAGCAAGGACGAUGGGGGGAGACUAUCAACCACUGGCAGCCCGUGGUCAAAUGAAAAGCGAGUAUGAUCGCAUAGCUGACCGUGAUGAGCUUCCAAAAGAGUAUGAUGACGUAGCGAUCACAGAGAUGAGCAUUCAGUCUGACGUCCCACAAUACAGGGCACCACUAGCAGCAAGGACGAUGGUUACUAAAACGAAGGACUGAAAAGCUGUCAAUUCAACUGAAACCAAAGGACAAGCCGUAGCCGUAACGUAAAACGAGUGUCACUUGCAACAUAACACCAGUUCCAACAGAGCUUUCAACUGGUAUACAUGCUACGCUUAAAAAAGAUUAUAUAUUGUUAAAGAUAAACAUAACAAUAUUUUACUUAUUUACAUUCGCAUAUAUAAAUUAUGUAUCACAAUAACAAUACCAAAUUAACACUGAGUUUUGAGUUUUAAAAACAUGUUUAGAAAAUUUGUAUUCUCUCAAACAGGAACUGUUUUUUGAUGUUUAAGACUAAUGUUGUGUGCGCGUUUUUCCUUAAUGUCCUUACAGGAUAUUCUACCAAUAAAAUAUUUAUUUGACGCUUCAAUUUCGUGAUUUCUGUUUAUAUUAUGUUUAUUCUUGAUGUACAAUAACGCUGUACACUGUGCAUGUAUAUUGAUAUAUUUACGUUAAUCGCAAUGCUAUUCGGCAAAAUACUAAGUUUUAAGUUUUAAUGACGAGUUCAGUUUACAGCCGUCACAGUUUGAAUUGAUGAAUUUCUUCUAUUGAUAGAAUGCGAUUUUAGCGCACUAAUUUGCCGGAUAAUGUCAACAAUCAAGUUUAAAACCGUUUUUUUUUAAGUUAACAGACUGUUGGCUUAAUAUUGGUAGUCCGGGAUGUGCUAAAUGUUGGGCACAAACAAAAUCAUAUGGCGUUACAAAUGAAUUCAACCCAUGUCAAUUCAUUUUAAAAUCACAUACCGUAGCAAGUAUACUUAUUUCAAUGAAACUACCAGUGUUGAACAACAUGGACCAUCGUUGUUUGUUAUUUCCACUGAAAAUAUUUUUUUUAGAAAUAUGUAGUUCCACAGUUCCGUUACAAUUUUUAGCAAUUUUGCCAAUAACUAUUUUGCUGUUUUUAUACGCUUGAAUGACCUUUUUUCCGUUUCUUUAAUAAUUUAGCCUUUAAGUAGUAUAACGAGGAUACAUACCCGACUGAAUCAAAUUCAGUCGUGUUUUAAUAUUACAAAAUAUUACUUACGACUGAUGGAGUAGUUUGCUUUUGCAUGAUGUGUAAAUACAUAGAUUGCUUUGAGAGUAUUUUAAUACCGCGUUAUCUUUUUGACAUGCAUGAUAUUGUUACUUCUGGAUGAAUGCGUUACGCGGUAUUAGAAGUGUUAAUAUUUACAUGCUUGUAUUGUGAUAAAAAAAAUUAACUGCAUAUAAUGUUUCUGUACUUCGAUAUUAUUUAUUGUAGAAAUCUACAAACUAUAAAUCAUGAGCAAUUUAUAUAUUUCUUUGAUAAAUGGACUGUAUAGUGUACGCACAUUGCAUGCAUAUAUUUCUCUGUUCCUUUUUACUUAAAAAAUGAAUAUAGUUCGAAUAUAUCUCGAAGCUAGUUUUUCGUUAGAUUUCUGAAUAUAUGUUUCGAUGUUAUUUAUCAUUGAGAUAAAUGAACUGGUACAUUGCAUUAUACUGUCUUUGUUAUAUAUCAUUUAGGCAUACAUUGACUGUAUAUUGAGAGAAUCGAUUUCGAUAUUAUUGGUUAAUGAGAUAAAUGAUUUAUAUCGAACCGAUGUACUGGAUAUAUAUAUUAAUUUAAUGAAUUUAUAUAUAACGUAAGUAUUUAGAUGUUUUCCUGAUGUAAAUCUAUGUACAUUUUUGUUGGCUCAGUUUUCCUGAAAUGAAUCAACUACUGAGUACAUGUGUUUUGAUUUUGUUUAGUUUUUGUUUUUUUACAGAAAUAACAUUAUAUUGUGAACAUGUAUUUUGAUUUUUUAUAUUACAUAACUGUAUAACUUUCAAACGUAUAUUGUUGGUUCUGACAUAAAUGAAAUGAAUAUUGUGUACAUAUAGUUUUACUGUAUCUUUUCCUUCAACUAUUAAAUUACUGUGUAUUGAUCACAUGUAUAGAGUAGUGGUUUUAUUUUCCCGGAGAUGUGAUCACUGUAAAUGAUCCAAAUGUAUAUUGAUUUUAUUUUUUUCCGGUUUUAUAAGUAUGGGAUAUUGCUCACAUACAUUUUGAUUUGGAGGAGAUACAUCAAUUGAAGUGUGUGCCCAUGUGUGUGGAUCUUAUAUGUUCAUGCUAUAAACGAACAUGAGCUGUUUUGAGCAAAUAUAUUUAGUUAUCAUAUUAUAAUAUAUUAUUUAGAUGUAUGCAUUCCUUAUUUAAAUGAAUGAGAAUAGUGCGCAAAUGUAUUUCGAUGUCGUUUUAAUACCUGAUGUAAAUGAAUUCCGUAAUGUACGCAUGCACUAAUGUAAGAUUGUGUUUCAAAAGUCUUGAAUUACCUUUGCGUGUAAAUUAUAUUGCUUAUAUUGGAGAUGUAUUUCUAUUUAUAAUCCAUCGUUUUUGCUAACAUAUUUGCUCGGGUUUUACAUACUAAAUUGUUUGAUUGGCAUUGACCAUGAACUGCAUGAGUUUUUUUUUGAUAAGCUAUUACUUUUACUGGGAACAACACAUACACUUACACUUACAGUACGUUCAAUAAUUGUUUACAAAUGUUGAAGAAGUUAUGUGUUUACCUUACAUGACUAUGUAGCGUAUACAUAUUUUUGCCUUUCGCUUCUUUUAGAGGUUUGAAAUAAAUAUUAAUCCUCAUACUAAAUACUGAGAUCAAUGACUUCAUUUAAAGAAACCGCUGUAUAUGCAUUUGACUGAUCGACUGUCUUAAUUUUAAUAAUCUCACGAUUUAAUUGAAAGCCUGGAAAAAAUAAACAAUAAAAUGUUAUUAUUAAAAUUAUUAUAUAAUAGUUAUUAUCCUAUCUUCAUCAAAUUCAACUUACUAAAAGUAAACAAGCACUGUCCUAGUCAAAUUCGAACAUUUGCGAUAAAAAGGCUAAAGGUGUUAUCUAUAAGAGUGUCACUUUAAUUUGUGCGAUGUCAAAUAAAUUAAGAGUUAAAAUUAAUCAUAACUUAUUGGACUCUCCACUUAAAAGCAAUUGGUGAUAUAAUAAAAUUGUUCGUUAAGGGCUAGCACGUCAAAAUAUUAAUACAAACACGCUUCGACCGCAGCCACUAAUAAAAAUGUUGUUGAAUCAAAGAUUUAAUAAUUUGAAAAAUAUUUAGUUUGACGUCGAAGUGUUAAUGGCCUAUAUAUAUAGUUCCGUGUUAUGAAUUACUUCUAUUUUCGGAAGAACGAACGAAGUAGUUCUCACGAACUGUCCAAAUCCCAUCUUGCGUUCGCUCGUAAAUGUUCGGGAUAUUCACAUGAAAUAUAUUGUCACACACACAAAUAAAAACGAGCAUUUUGUAUCUCGUUAAAUCUAUGUUACAAGAAUACAUAUAUCGUUAAAAUCUUGGCAGUUGCUAUAAAGAACACUGAUUUGUUGAAGGUUAAAUUUAUUUUUUUGAAAUAUUUUGCGAAAUAUUUGUUGAUUUUGAGUAUUUAUGUUGCUUUACUAUAUCUUUGUUUGAAUAUGCUUGAGUGUUUUUUUUUUUAGUUAUUCCACUUAAAUUUACAAACAAAAAUAUAGUUACAAACACAAUUUCGAGUUACAAAAUGGGCUGAUCUGUGUUUUUGGCUAGUUGGCUGUCCGAGGGGAUAUUUUUUUAACGGAUACUUGUUCUUAUUUCAUUUCAUCACUCCUCAAAAAGUUUCAAGUAUUUUACUAUGGGUCACCUUAACAAUUGAGUAAUUUAAUUGGAAUAAAAUCAUAUUAUACGCUUUCAUUGGUUUUCAUUCUUAAUCACGAUGAUAUGUGGUUAAUGUUAAUGUAUGUUUACACUAUUAUCGUGUUUGAGUAAUUUUGGACUAAUUGUGUUGUUCAGCUAUUCAUGAACCGGUUUAAACACCCAAUGGUUGCAAUGGUCGUUCCACGGCGGUAUCUCUAGUUUUAAUCAUGUUUUGUGAUUAAUAUUUUAUGUUAUGUAUUUUAUUGUAUAGCAUAACCAAUUGGUCAAAUGCCUAAAAUUAAAGACAAGCGGACACGAAGCUCUGUUUAUGAUUCUUGAGUUUCAUUGUAUCCAUAUAUUUUAUAAACGAUGAUUAAUCGCAUUACGUCUUGAUUUCUUUGUGAAACUACAUAAAACUGAUCUAGCUCGAUAUUCUCUGGGAUUAUUAAUGCGAGACAUAUUUUUGCUUAAGUUAGAGACUACUUUAAGGUGAAAUGGUAUAAACUCAAUAUACUUUAUGCAGACAUUUUAUAAUAGUCAUUGAUCAUAAUUCGUAGUCGACAAAACUCAAAAUGGUGGAUACUCAAUAAGAUUAAAAUGGAUUACUGUCAGCCUUCUUGGAUGAAAAAAUGUUCUUCGAAGUUUCUCCACUAAAUAUUAAACUUCAAACGUUUUAUAUAAAACACACACAAUAUAGCUGGACGCCAGUAUUUAUUUUGUUAUGUCAAUAAUGAUUUAAAGUCGCCAUCUUGGGUUUGCUUAAUCUUACAUAACAGCAGUUUCCUUAAAACUGAGCACACUUGAUGAACUCAAUGCAUGGAAGUUUUUGAAAUAAAUAUAUUAUUGAAAAAGGUCAAAAUGGAAGACUGGUGGCCAUUAUGUAUUGCUUUUAGGAUCUGUUUUAUUGUGUGAAGAGUUACAUACAAUUUCAUACGGUUGAUAAACAUAACGCGUGCAAGUGUUCGACGUAAAGAUUCCACCAAAACACAAGCCAGGCGACUUCUUUCUAUCUUAAAUUGUUUAAAGAGGCAAAUUUAUCAAGUUAACUUCGUUAACAUUUUUUGAAUGAGUUUGAUUCAAAUCAAAGUAGUUGAUUUACACGGUAACUUUAUUUAUGUAUUUAUUUAACUGUAUUUCGAUAAAAGUAAACUUGCAAAAUUGCCGUCUGGUGGUUAACUAUAGUUUUCAUUGGAUAUUAGCACUGUUGUAUGUGUAGUACACACAUACUGUAUAAUUAUAUAUAAUUGUUUUUGUAUGUUAAGCUUCAUUGUACUUUAAUGGAAUUUAAUCAUCCUUACAGUCUUUUUGCAGUUUUGCAUAUUAUGUAUGGUACAUACUGGCGUAUGGCAAUAACUAAAUAGCUUUAUUCUAAUAUUUCAUUAGUAAUUUAUACUUGUCAUCAUACAACUGAAGGUAUACACUUGAAUAUAUUAUACGAAAUGGUAUCAUUUAUCGGUUACAUAGUAUAGAUAUGUAUACAAUAAAAUGUAGCCAUGCACUGUUCUUCGAAUCUAUCUUUAAUUUUAUGAUAUUUUUUCCGACACGUACGGUUUGAACACAGCGCAGUUACUCUAUGUGAUAGUAUAUCUUCUUUGCUAUCGCGUGCUCUGAUUUUUCUUGUUGCUGAUUUUUUCUUUCCACGCCAGAUGACUCUUAUUCCUCACCGUUUCUAUCACUUACCUAACAGAUUGGUUAGAUAAAAAUAAACCGUAUUUCUUUAUGAAAUGUUGAGUUUAUAUACUGUACAUAAUGUUUUGUAUAAGAUGCUUAAGUCCCUCUUGACCGUAUUGAAUGUCUAUAUUGAAAUAAUUAUGUACAUUUUGUUUAAAGCGACUAUGAAAACAAAAUUCGUCCAGCUGUAGAAGAAACAUCUUAAAACAUAAAGUUAAUAACGCCAUCUUACAAAUGACUAUAAUAAUGAACAUAUAAUUGAAAUAACUAUAACUUUCUGAGAAUGAACAAAACAACGUAGAUCGUGUGUGUUGGCUUUUCUUUGUUGUUUAACAUGUGUAAUUUUUUACAUCAUCCGUUUUAUUUAUAUUUUAUUUAUUGUUCAUUUGUUUAGUUUUUUGUCCCCUACCGAUUACACCGGAGGGGACUUAUGGUUUGCGCUCUGUGUGUCAUUUAUGUCAGAACCAACAAUAUCCGUCAGUCUGUUAGUCCGUCAGUCUGUCACACUUUUCUGGAUCCUGCGAUAACUUUAAAAGUUCUUCAUAUUUUUUCAUGAAACUUGAAACAUAGAUAGAUGGCAAUAUGGAGAUAAUGGACAUAAUUUCAUUUGUCCCUACGUCAAGAAUUCUGGUUGUUAUGGCAACAAAUAAAAAAAUAUGUCAAUGGUGGAGUUUCACCGGUAGGGGACCAUAUUGCUUUGCAAUCUCCUGUUCUUUAUGUGUUUAUAUAUUCAUUUAUUAAAUGUUCUUAUUAUUAUUUCGACGUUUGUAUAUUUGUUGAAUUGAUGAUUUCUUUAAAGUAUCACAGGUUUUUUGUAAGUCUGAUCAUUCGUUUCGGGAAUAUACUCUGUUGUUAAGAACUCUCAGAGUGGAUGUAUGAAUGGAAUUCUCUCCUACAGUAUAUUACAGUAUAAUAAAAAUAGCCUCUUA